AAACUUUUGAAGAGUAGGCAGAUUUGGAGAGCUUGAGAAGUUUGGAAGUGGGAAUGGAGUCUUUUUGAAACCGUUUUGAUUUCAAAAGAGAUCAAGAUUCAGAUCAAGAGCUGAACCUCAUAUAUACAAAGGAAUCCAAGUGGUCACCAAGGCUCCAACCACAUCAAUGGGGCACCGCUUCUCCAGACGCAGAAUGUCCGACCUGGACAGCUUGCCUCAGGGCCGCUUUUCCUUCAGCGAAGAGGCGCCUCCGAGAUACUCAGGUCGAGGGGAUCAGGAUACCGUCAGAAACGGUCAAGCCAGCAGUGAGAUCAGGGUCAACAUGGAAACGAUCCCAGGACAGCAGUCUGACCGUCGGGCUUCGAGGCAGGACGGACGACGACCGUCCAUUUACAGCACCAUGGACGCCGUGCCUCAUCUGGAGUUCUACUCCAAUGCCACAGCUACGGGCCGGAUACGGCGCAGCAGACCUUCCCUGGAGACUCUCCGCAAGGCUUUUGAGGAUGGUGAAUCGAGCAGUAGUACGGGAGACUCGGGAACUGGAAGCCUGUCCGCAGUCCCAGAGCAGGGGGAGGAGAACGGCGCUGAGGGGAAGACGACUGAACCAGUCCGUUUUGGCUGGGUCACGGGUGUUAUGAUUCGCUGUAUGUUGAAUAUCUGGGGAGUCAUUCUGUUCCUGCGAUUGUCCUGGAUUACAUCUCAGGCAGGAAUCCUUCUCACUUGGGUUAUCAUCUUAAUGUCCGUCCUGGUGACCUCGAUUUCUUCGUUAUCUGUGUCGGCCAUUGCCACCAAUGGAAGGGUCUCAUCGGGUGGUGGCUACUUCAUGAUUUCCCGCACUUUGGGUCCUGAAAUGGGGGGCCCCAUCGGUAUGGUGUUCUCCUUUGCCAAUGCUCUGGGGUGUGCCCUCAACACUGUGGGAUUUUCGGAGUCUGUCCGAGACCUCCUCGUUGAGUAUAAUGCCGUCAUGGUGGAUGAAACCAAUGAUGUGCGAAUCGUAGGUACCAUCACGGUCACUGCGCUUCUGCUCAUCUCAUUGGCUGGAAUGGAGUGGGAGUCGAAGACCCAGAUUCUGUUCUUCCUUGUGCUGAUGGUGACCUUCUCCAACUAUUUUGUUGGUACAUUUAUUCCACCCACUACACAGAAGCAGUCAAUGGGUUUCUUCAGCUACAGAGCUGAGAUUUUUGUGGAGAAUCUGUUUCCUGACUGGAGAGGGUCAGAAGGAAAUUUCUUCCAGAUGUUUGCCAUCUUUUUCCCCUCUGCUAUCGGCAUCCUGGCGGGUGCCAACAUCUCAGGAGACCUGAAGGAUCCAGAGACUGCCAUCCCCAAAGGAACAAUUAUGGCCAUCUUCUGCACAACAAUGAGCUAUUUAUUGAUUUCCAUAACUGCAGGAGCGUGUGUGGUGCGCGAUGCCUCUGGGAACCUGAAUGACAGUUUGCCACUGAACUACUCUGGACCAUGUGAGGGUUUGGGAUGCAAGUUAGGCUGGAACUUCACAGAGUGUGAACAGAGCCAAUCCUGCUCCUACGGCCUGUCCAACAACGUCCAGGUGCUCAACUUGAUCUCAGGCUUCGGCCCUCUUAUCACUGCUGGCUUGUUUGCCGCCAGCCUGUCGUCAGCCCUCGCCUUCCUCGUCUCUGCCCCCAAAGUCUUCCAGUGUCUCUGCAGGGACAACAUUUACCCUUACAUAGGCUUCUUCGCUAAGGGUUACGGGAAGAACGAUGAGCCGCUGCGUGCCUACAUCCUCACUUACUUCAUCGCUCUGGCAUUUAUUCUGAUUGCCGAGUUGAACACCAUCGCGCCUCUGAUCUCUAAUUUCUUUCUGUGCUCCUACGCUCUCAUCAACUUCAGCUGCUUCCAUGCCUCCAUCACCAACUCCCCAGGUUGGAGGCCAUCAUUCAAAUACUACAGCAAAUGGACUGCUCUGUUUGGAUCCGUCAUCUCUGUGGUGCUGAUGUUCCUGCUCACAUGGUGGGCAGCCCUCGUUACAUUUGGCAUUAUCCUCUUCCUGUUUGGAUAUGUUACGUACAAGAAACCAGAGGUCAACUGGGGCUCGUCAGUCCAGGCUGGUACCUACAACAUGGCUCUGUCCUAUUCAGUCUCUCUCUCUAGUGUAGCAGACCAUGUCAAAAAUUUCAGGCCACAGUGUCUGGUUCUAACUGGUCCUCCUAACUUGCGUCCAGCUCUGGUAGACUUUGUGGGCUCAUUCACUAAGAAUGUCAGUCUGAUGAUCUGUGGUGACAUUCUCAUGGAUGAUGACAAGUCAGUCAUAUCCCAGCGAAACACAGACAAACUAGUCAAAUGGCUGAACUGCAGGAAGGUGCGCUCCUUCUACACACCUUUCAAAGGAGACAGUCUAAGAGAGGGGGCUCGUCACCUCAUGCAGGCUGCCGGUCUGGGAAAAAUGAAGCCUAAUACGCUGGUCAUGGGCUUCAAGACUAACUGGAAGGAGUGCUCCCCCUCCACUGUGGAGGACUAUGUUAACACCAUAUAUGACACUUUCGACUCCAACUAUGGAGUGUGUAUUCUCCGGAUGAUGGACGGACUUGACAUUACAGAGGAGCUGCAGUGUGAAGCUAACCAGGCGUUUGAGAGCGAUGAGGCACUCGAUUCAGACCACAGCGAGAAUUCAGAGGGGGAAUCAGACGAAGAAAACACAAACCAUAUCAUAAACGACGAGAUCCGAACAGUUUUUCAGAACAAACAAGGGAAGAAAACAAUAGACGUGUACUGGAUCUCUGAUGAUGGCGGCCUGACGCUGCUGGUCCCGUAUCUGCUGACGAGGAGGAAGCGCUGGAGGAGGAGUAAAGUUCGGGUCUUUGUCAUCGGCCAGCAGCAGACCAUGGAGGAUGAACGCAAAGAGAUGAUGGUUUUACUACGGAGAUUUCGACUGGAUGUCCAUGAUGUCAUCGUGAUCACAGACAGUGAACGGCCACCUUUUCCCAAAAACUUGAAUCGCUUUGAGGACUCUAUAGCCGGCUUCAGGCUCCGAGAGGGACAGCAGGCGGAGGGGUCAGCACAGCAGCAAAGGACGGAGGGUCCUUGGAAAAUUUCAGACAAGCAGAUGGAUGCGUUCAGACUCAAGUCUGAGAGAAAGGUGAGGCUGAAUGAGAUCAUCAGGAGGAAUUCCAAACACGCUGCUCUGGUCUUAGUGUCAUUACCUGUCCCUCAGGGCGGCUGCCCCAGCUCCCUCUACAUGGCUUGGCUGGACACUCUGAGCUGUGGACUGCACUGCCCCGUCCUGCUGAUUAGAGGAAACCAGCAGAAUGUCCUCACAUUCUACUGCCAGUAACUCACUCAUCCACAAUCACUUAGCACUUAUCAAGGAAUUCA
Colossoma macropomum (tambaqui) is the source of this 3330-nucleotide messenger RNA. RefSeq names its product solute carrier family 12 member 10, tandem duplicate 1 (gene slc12a10.1). The transcript has 27 exons. Gene Ontology annotation, molecular function: sodium:potassium:chloride symporter activity. Lineage: Eukaryota; Metazoa; Chordata; Actinopteri; Characiformes; Serrasalmidae. The coding region runs from base 167 to 3289 and encodes 1040 amino acids. Gene Ontology annotation, cellular component: membrane. The record is from RefSeq and is a predicted model, not a curated record. Gene Ontology annotation, biological process: sodium ion homeostasis; chloride transmembrane transport; sodium ion transmembrane transport.